AUGGCCAUUAGCGGCGGGCCGCGCCGAUUGCGGCCGCGCGGGGCGAGGGGCGCCUGCGGGACCCGGCGCGGCGGCGCUCACAUCUCGGCCCAGGCGGCCCGGCGGCUCGGCGCGGGCGCUCCUCGGGGCCCGGGGCGGCGGGCGCGGGGCGCGGCGGCCGCGCUGCCCAGGGCGCAGGCGGCAAACUUUGGCGGCGUCCGCGCGGCGCCGUCUCCGCCGGCGCGCCGGGCUCGCCCCUUUAUAGAGAGUCUGCGCCGCCGCCCGCGCCCCGCGCGCGCCCCCCCGCCGCCCGGCCGCCCCUCCCGGAGCGAGCGGCCGCGGGCAGGGCUCCGGCCCGGCGCCUUUGUCUCGCCGGCCCGCUCGGGCGCCGCGCCGCCUGCGCUCCGGGCGCGCAAGGCCGGGCGGCCGGCCCGCUCGGCUCCUCCGCGGCGGGUCUGGCUCGGCGCGCCGGCCGCGCUCGGGCUCAGGUGCCCCUGCCUGCGGACCGUUUCUCCUCUCCGGGCUCGCGUCCCCUCCGCGGGCUCCGCCGGCGACCGGCCGGCUCCUACGCUCGCGGCCGGAGCGGAGCGGAGUGCGCACACCGGGGUGGCGGGACUUCGGCAAGACCAACUUUCCGAAUCUUCUCGAUUCCCAGCCUGCGUUCUCUCGCCCGACUCUAAUUGUGUAAGUUUCACGAAGCAACAGCUUUGGGCUCCAGGAAAGCGCAGGAAAAUCAGAGGAAGGAAGCGCGCAGGUCGGCAUCGCCUCCAAAGACCACCCCCGCCGCCACAUUUGUCCCCCCUCAAAACAACCUCAACAACAACAAAACCCUUAAGACGAAGAAGAAGCAAAUGUAGGUUCCCGCAGCGUCCGAAGCCUUUCAGAGGAAGCCGGAGCCCGGCUCCCCCGCAGCCUCCUGGCCCCCACAGCACCGACUCCUCCUCCUCGGUUACUCUGUAUGGUCUUGGAGAGGCUCUCUGAGGUUCCUCCCGCCGAGGCCGGUCUGAGACCCCGGCCCAGUAUCUGUAACAGCAAGCCCUCGGACUGCAGAGGUGUCGCACAAGGCGUGCCGAGCUUCGUAAGGGAAGGUGCAGCAGGCUCUGCUUGGCGCUGUGGUGGACAGUGGCUCACGGCGAGCGGGCGCGAACGCAGGACUCGCAGCUGCCCCGGCCCGCCUUGCCCGGUGUGAGCACUGGUCCCCACGCGGGCGUGCAGGGUGGAGUGGGCUGGGGGAAGUGGCAGGCUCCACACAGUCCUCUGAGCGCACUGAGCUGGGAUUUCGUUGAGAAAAUCGAGCAGACAUGGAGGAAAGGGUCAGGGAGAAUAUGAAACGAGAACCUUUGCAAAUUCCCCGCCAGGGCUCUGAUGGUGCAGAUCCGUGAAUCUGAGGUGAACCCUUUUAAAAAAUCGACUGGGGUAAACACGAUCAAUAUGUAUAUAUUUAAAAGGUCGAAAGCAAAAUGCGCAUUACCUCCUCCCUUACCUGUUCUGCCUUUCUUGGCUCCCCACCAAGCUGUGAAACUUUAAUUGUUUUAACGCGGUGUGGCCAGUUUUGAUGAAAGUGUACAUAUUUUAAGCUUGAGUCACAACAAUAGAUUUAUUGUGAGGUGACAGCGUGUCAACAGCAUAUUUUCACAGAUGAGGGACAGGAUUAUCCUCCAGUCCUGCCUAGAUUAAGGACAAGCACCGGAAUGUGCGUCUGAGGUGCAGACACGGACUCAUGCAUGCAGAACUCAUAGACUCACCGUCACGUGACCGCUGCCUAUUAAAAUAUUGUAAUACCUAAAUACUAUUGCAAAAACAAAAGUUGCUUUUCUUCUCUAUAAUUAAAUCUAAUUUGUUAAUUGUC
Molecule: messenger RNA, 1828 nt
Organism: Lutra lutra (Eurasian river otter)
Lineage: Eukaryota; Metazoa; Chordata; Mammalia; Carnivora; Mustelidae
Product: WAS/WASL-interacting protein family member 1-like
Exons: 5
Coding region: 1-960 (319 amino acids)
Source: RefSeq, a predicted model, not a curated record